Truncatella angustata is the source of this 804-nucleotide messenger RNA. Its product is annotated as urea hydro-lyase cyanamide. The record is from RefSeq and is a predicted model, not a curated record. Lineage: Eukaryota; Fungi; Ascomycota; Sordariomycetes; Amphisphaeriales; Sporocadaceae. The transcript has 2 exons. Bases 1 to 804 code for a protein of 267 amino acids.
AUGUCUUCUACAGCACCAGUGGCAUCUGCGAAGGAUAUUGCCAAGCAUGGCUGGACGGCCGUGCCGGUUGACCCGAAGGAGAUAUUCGGCGACCGGUCAUAUCAACACAAGCCUCCGCCUGAUUCCAUCAGUGAUCUUCCCUUUCCAUACAACGAUCCCAUCGUCGCCAAAGUACACACAUACGCCAGAGCCCAUCUACCAGAACCUACCUACAAUCACUCAAUGCGAGUGUAUCACUUCGGUUAUUGCAUUCUGAAGCACCAGUUCCCGGGCCAGGCUUCCGUCUUGUCAACCUCGACAUGGGCACUGUCAUGCUUGCUGCAUGACAUCGGCACCACGCCGGACAACUUGCGCUCAACCCUCCUCUCAUUCGAGUGGUUCGGCGGCAUCCUUGCCCUUGACCUCCUGAAAUCACAUGGCGCAUCGCAACCCCAGCGCGAAGCCGUUGCUGAGGCCAUCAUCAGACAUCAGGAUAUCGGGACUGUCGGCAAGAUCACCUUCCUCGGACAACUGAUCCAGCUUGCGACUAUAUUCGACAACAUGGGCGGCCGGCCGGAACUGGUGGGCCAGAAGACAAGGGACGAAGUUGUGGCUAAAUUCCCAAGGCUGGGAUGGAGCGGGUGUUUUGCCAAGACGAUUCGCGAGGAGAAUGGGUUGAAACCGUGGGCGCAUACAACGCACCUCGGCGAGGAGGAGUUCCCCAAUGGGGUGGAGGGAAACCAAUUGAUGGCACCGUAUGAGCAACAGGAAAGAUCAGAGAGAGCAGGGCUAAGUAAGAGUAGUUUCUCACCAUCUAACCCCUGA